GGCAGAGGCAGACGAUUACAAGGACUUAGUGUGGAGAGGAAUGAGGAGACGUGACUUCUCUCUCUACAAGGAGUAUGCCACUGAUAGAUGUCCUGAUUUCAAGGAUUAUCCCUGGUCGGAGAAGAAUGAGGCYGUGGCUGAGGAAGUGAAGGAGAUACGGGACAUGGUGAAGGGAUUAACGAGACAGGUUACAGAGAUUGUGACCGCCACAGGGGUCACGGCCUACCGGGACAAACCUGGAGGGYCCUAUUCACUUCGCUGGGACCGUAGGAACAGCGAUCCCUGGAGGAGUGUCGAGGAUAAAAAUCCUCGGACGCUGACUGAUUAUCGUACGAGGGGAAGAGAGAGAGACGAUGAAUCAUGGAGACGUAGGGACGAUGAGAUAGACCGAGACCGCAGAGAUCGCGAGCUGUUUGUGCGAGCAAGGAGGCUAGAUUAUUACCCCCGAAGCCCUCGCUAUGAGGCCGAUCGGGGUAGAGGCGACUCCCGCGGCCGAUGGGACAGGAACGACAGAUACGAGAGAACGGACCAAGAUGGAUAUAGGGACGACAAAGACGAGAGGUCGGGUCGAGAUGGCUACAGAGGAAGUAGAUAUGAGAGAGGAGAUGGGGACUGGGAACGACGAGAUGGGUCGCGAGGACGGUUUGAGCGCGGGGGGGAUGCGAGAGAGCAGCGCGACGAGUCGCGGGGAUGGUACAACCGAGGGGACCGACGCGAUGAAUCACGAGCACGAUAUGACUCGGGGGACCGCCGGAAUGAUUCGCAAGGGCGGUAUGAGCAAGGAGGGUCUGGAGGAGACCGGCGCAACGAUUCGCGCGAUCGGAAUGAAAGAGGGGGAUAUGGUGUCUCAUCAGAACCAUAUCCCAAGUCGCUUGACCCUAAGGCGGCCAGGAAUUCGAUGUCUAGAGGCGCAGACGACAGGGCAUCUACUCCCAGGAACUCAUGUAGAGGAGAAGAUCAUAUCAAGAGGGAUUGCCCGGACCUCAAACGGGCAAUAGAUGAGGGACUUGUCGUGCUUGACGACCGCAAAAUGACGCUGGAGGGAAGGAAAGACCGUUAAGAUUUGAGAGUAGGACACUUAAUACAGCCGAGCGUAACUACAGUCAAUUCAAGA
Chara braunii is the source of this 1114-nucleotide messenger RNA. The record is from the annotation of a GenBank genome assembly. Lineage: Eukaryota; Viridiplantae; Streptophyta; Charophyceae; Charales; Characeae.